Molecule: messenger RNA, 5452 nt
Organism: Hypomesus transpacificus
Lineage: Eukaryota; Metazoa; Chordata; Actinopteri; Osmeriformes; Osmeridae
Gene: senp7
Product: SUMO specific peptidase 7
Exons: 24
Coding region: 244-3918 (1224 amino acids)
Biological process (GO): protein desumoylation
Cellular component (GO): nucleus; cytoplasm
Molecular function (GO): SUMO-specific endopeptidase activity
Source: RefSeq, a predicted model, not a curated record
ACAGUUGGUGUAGUGAGGAAGUGCUUUCGCUUUGUGAGUGCACAGUGGCAGCGUGUCUUUAUGAUCAUUUUAAGGAUGCUACCGGCAAUAAAUGUGUAAAAUAGUGCAUUAGAACACUUAUCGUGUUUUUAUAUUCAGAUUUCCACGAUUGAUUUUCACUUUUACCCACGCAUUUAUUGGACCAGGACAAAGGAGCAGAGUACUGCUCCGCAAGGGUGACCCUUGAACCUCUAACCAUUGAGCAUGAUGGACCGCAGGAAAGCCUUGACCAUCUCACUGGAGGUGGACAAGGGUGACGAUUCCAUGAUGGGAAAUCCAUUCAAAAUCCACAAAACACUCCUUUCCACACCGCCAGGGUGUAGGAAGGUAGAGGCACAGAUCCACUGGAGCCGGUUAGGAGGGCACAGGUCCAGCCUCCAGGAUCCACAGCAGGAGAAGGGAGCAGUGUUAGGGGAUCACAGCCAGGGGGCGCUGCCACAGUGCCACAUGCUCACGCAGCCCAGACUGGUCCUCACCGACGUCCUGACCACGGAUGUCGGGCGCACCUACCUGCACAAGAACAGGCACGGCCAGGGUCCCAAGGAGACAGGGAGGGGGCGGGGGGCUGGAGGGAGGAGGGCUCGAGGGAGGCCAUCUCAGUACAGCAGAGAGACAUGGAGAGGAGGAGGAGGAGGAGAGGAGGAACCGGGAGAGGAUUGGAGGACAUGCGGCGUGACGGAGGAGGGAUACAGAGACGGAGGUGAACCUCCAGGCAGCACCAGACCGCCCGGCUCGCUGGACCCCGCUGCCCCGGGGCGCUGCGCCCAGAACGGGCUGAAGAGGAGGGCCUCGCUCCCCGCUGCAGACCCCCCCAUCGGGCCCCAUCAGGAGAGGAGGAGGUCUUUCCAUCAAAGGGCGUCGGAGGAGGAAGAGGAGGUGGUGAAGAUGGUGAUCGUUGGAGAAGAGGGAGUCAAUGGAGAGGAGCAGAGAUGCAGUCACACAAGAGACCGUGACGUGUCAGAGAGCUGUCGUUCUGGCCGGGGGAGGAGUCAGGGUGGGCCUCUCAGGGUGCCGGAACUGUGUCCCCCACAAUUAAUCAAGGCCUGGGACACCGAUUCAGGAAGUGAUGCUGAAGGCAAUGAGAGCCACGAGCUGCGCUGCAACGGCAGGCUGCAGGUGGGAGGGCGCGGGCUGGCCGGCCCGUGGAGCUCCAGGAGGAGCGUGCUGCGUCUGUCUGGGGAGGCCCGGAGGCCCGAGGCUGGGCCUGGGGCUGGGGCUGGGCCCACGGAGGGGCCCACGGAGGGGCCCGCCAAGCGCCUCCGCCCGGACGGGCAGGAUCCCUCCGACCACCCUGGGAUAAUGAUGCUGACCACGGGGAUGGAGGAAGGUGCUGGGGCGAGCCCGGGGCCUGGGGUCAGAGUGGGGGUGGGAGUCAGGGGGAGGAGAGGGACCCUCGGACAGAACCCCAGCCUAGACAGGACCUCCACACCCAGCACUGCGGAGCCCAUUGUCCUGUCUAGUGAUGACGAGGAGCCCUCAGGGGGGGCCCAGACGCCCCAGUCUUCCUGCAGUUCCGUCCUCCAGCCACUGGGGGAGCUGGAGCCCCAGGGCAAGCGCCCAAACCCUCAGAGGGGCAACAGUCGGAUGCGCAGGACCACUCCAAAGUUGAUUCGUGUGAGGGUUCCAGGGUUCCCAGCCCCCUCAGCUCCAAGGUCAAACAGCUCCAGCAUCCAGGCCCUGCCCUUCACUGACCUCUACUGUGGGGGGCUGUGGGCUCAGGCCAGCGCAAACGCCACGAUCUCAGCCAAGAGAAUCACCAUCCCUCUGAAAGUGGCAGAUCAUGAGCUCGCCCUGGGAGCAAGGAUGGACGGGCGUGGCCAGGUCCAGGUGGUCCUGCAGCACCCAGGGCUGUGGAGGUACAGCGUGUGGGAGCAGGAGGACCUGAGGGCCCGGGGUCUGGCCUGGGAGGGGCCCCCUGGGGCAUGCUCCCCACCCCCCACCCUCCUCCUCCUCUACCUCUCCAAUGCCCAGGCCCUCUGCGUCCAGAAGCAGCUCCGAAAGCUCUCCGUCAAGCCUGGUCCUGCCUCCACGGCCGAGCAGCCCAGUCCCUUCCUGCUGCUCAGUCUGUGCUCCUCACUGAGCGGAGUGGAGGGCGCCCUGUGUCGCUCUGUCCUGGAUAUCCUCUGCCUGGGCACGUGGCCCUACCAGGCCUCCUGCAGCUCACCCCACGGCCACGCCCAGAGCCCCGGCCUGUCUCUGGAGGAGAGCCUGGAGCUCAUUACCACCAGCGAGACGGACGACCAGCUGCUGCUCCUGCUGUGCCGCACGGACCGGUCCGAGCCAGAGAACCAGGACCUGGUCCUGGACACUGUCCAGGUCGGGGAUGAGGAACCAGGAGAUGAGGCGCCGAGGUUAGACGGAGAGAAGGAGACGGAAUCACACACACAGCUGGAGAUGGAUUUAGAGACCCACAGCCAGGCUAGCACCCAGGCUAGCACCCCGGCUAGCACCCAGGCUAGCACCCCGGCUAGCACCCCGGCUAGCACCCAGGCUAGCACCCCGGCUAGCACGCCGGCUAGCACCCAGGCUAGCACCCAGGCUAGCACCCAGGCUAGCACCCCGGCUAGCACCCAGGCUAGCACCCAGGCUAGCACCCAGGCUAGCACCCAGGCUAGCACCCAGGCUAAUGCCCAGACUGAGCCACAAACAGAACUACUGACAGAGUCGCAUGCCGAGUCACAGAUGGAAAGACUGAACCCAGAGGGGGACAGGGUAGAAGCUGAAGCUGCUAUAAAGGAGGGUGUGUCCCUGCCCAGACCCGUGUACACGCUGUGCCACCGCAGAACAGGAGAUUCCUACUCUGUCUCCCUCUGCCGCAAACCAGACGACAGCUGGAGCCGCUACAGACACCGUGGGCCGGCACGCAGUCUGAUUCAGUUCCCCCCUCCUCCGACAAAGGGGGGGAUCACCGUGGCGAUGGAAGACCUAGAGUGUCUCAACUACGGCCAGUUUCUGAAUGACGUCAUCAUCGACUUCUACCUCAAGUAUCUGGUCUUAGACAGGGCUCCGAGCGACGUGGCCGAGCGUUCUCACGUCUUCAGCAGCUUCUUCUACAAGCAGCUGACACGCAGGGACAACGCCAGCGAAGACGGCUCCAGCGCCACUGCACGACAGAAGAGGCACCAGCGAGUGAAAAACUGGACUCGACACGUUGACAUCUUCAAAAAGGACUUCCUGUUUGUGCCUGUCAAUCAGGAAGCUCACUGGUACCUGGUGGUCAUCUGCUUCCCCGGUCUCGAAGAGCCCCAGUCCGAGGCAUGGGCUUGCCCAGCCUCGCACAGGGGACCCAGGGAGGAGAACUCAGGCGAGCCCCAGGCUGACCAGGAGGCCUCCGUACCCAAGAAGGACGUCAGCGAGGCACCAGCCCCAGUUACAGGCGCCAGCAGCAGCCAGGAUAGGCAGAUGGGUGUUUUGGAGAGCAGCCAGACUGAAUCCAAUGUGCAGUCUCCACCUAGUCCUCUGGACUGCACACAACAGACCUGCCACAGAGAAACCGUUUGCAAGAGACCCUGUAUUCUCAUCAUGGACUCCCUCAGGUUCUCUCUCCACGAACGCGUCUACAAACUGUUACGGGAGUACCUGCAGUCUGAGUGGGAGGUCCGCAGGGGCAGGGAGAGAGACUUCAGCUCUGAGCAGAUGAGAGGCUCUCACUGUCGCGUCCCCCUGCAGGACAACAGCAGCGACUGCGGCCUCUAUCUGCUGCAGUUCGUCGAGAGCUUUCUCCAGGAUCCCGUGGUGCACUUUGACCUUCCCCUGCGCCUGGAGCUCUGGUUCCCACGGCAACAGGUGCGCAGGAAACGAGACGAGAUCCGAGAUCUGGUGCUUCGCCUAUACAGACUCCAGAGGGACAAUGGAACUCUGGGAAUUGUAGGCAGCUAGGAAACUGUAGUCACUAAGCAUCGGGCGUUUUCUUAUAAAUUUGGCUCAUACUGAGCAAUGGACAUUUCAGAAUGUGAUCUGAAGUUUUUUUUACUAGUAUUUCGAUAUGCUUGUAUAGUUGUACUUCCAACUUGACUAAUAAGAUUGGAUUUAGACAUAUGUCUGAUGUCAGUCGUACCCUGUGUGAGUAAUUUACGGUUGGCUUGUUCACCCGUCAUAAAUAAAAUGUAGGAAAUAAGACAUAAGAAGCACGCAUGAAGAACUACGGGACAGUAUUAAAGUUUUUUGUUGUUCAACAAGUUUGUGUGAAGCAAAUGCCUUGCUGAGCGCUGGGUUCCUCAGACAGGUUAAGGUGAGUCUGAACUAAAGGGGUCUUUUCUGAAGCUCAACUCCACGUACAUGUCUUAAACUGGAACCACAUUCAGCCUUGACCAGGGAGACACGAAACAUCCCAGAAGAGACGUCCCACAUUCAUGCAUUUGAUCCAGAACCACAUCUACACCUGGUAUCACGUCAUGCUAAUAUUCCAAGACUUCUUGGUGCCACAUGUAGCCUUUGUACAGAACAGCAUCCAUCCGUGUUCAGGCUGUAUGUUCAGAACAGCAUCCAUCCGUGUUCAGGUUGAAUGUUCAGAACAGCAUCCAUCCGUGUUCAGGCUGAAUGUUCAGAACAGCAGCCAUCCGUGUUCAGGCUGUAUGUUCAGAACAGCAUCCAUCGGUGUUCAGGCUGAAUGUUCAGAACAGCAUCCAUCCGUGUUCAGGCUGUAUGUUCAGAACAGCAUCCAUCCAUGUUCAGGCUGAAUGUUCAGAACAGCAUCCAUCCGUGUUCAGGCUGAAUGUUCAGAACAGCAUCCAUCCGUGUUCAGGCUGUAUGUUCAGAACAGCAUCCAUCCGUGUUCAGGCUGAAUGUUCAGAACAGCAUCCAUCCGUGUUCAGGCUGUAUGUUCAGAACAGCAUCCAUCCAUGUUCAGGCUGAAUGUUCAGAACAGCAUCCAUCCGUGUUCAGGCUGAAUGUUCAGAACAGCAUCCAUCCGUGUUCAGGCUGUAUGUUCAGAACAGCAUCCAUCCGUGUUCAGGCUGAAUGUUCAGAACAGCAUCCAUCCGUGUUCAGGCUGUAUGUUCAGAACAGCAUCCAUCCGUGUUCAGGCUGUAUGCUCAGAACAGCAUCCAUCCGUGUUCAGGCUGUAUGUUCAGAACAGCAUCCAUCCGUGUUCAGGCUGUAUGUUCAGAACAGCAUCCAUCCGUGUUCAGGCUGUAUGUUCAGAACAGCAUCCAUCCUUGUUCAGGCUGUAUGUUCGGAAGUGAUCUUACACAGGGUCUGAUGCUGGUAUUAAAGGGGCAGCAACCCACUUGUACCUCAAUUCUGCUUGUAAUUUUUUACUUUUGGCUAGUAUUUGUAUUUUUUUCCCAGGAAUAUUAAUCUUAUGUAACUUUUUUUUUUUUAUAAAUAUUUUUUCAGUUUGUAGGAUGUUUAUAUUGAAGUAAAAAACCAUGGGGUUGGAAUGUCAUCUAUUAAAAUUGUAUGUGGACAAACA